AUGCAUAGGACAUCAACCGGAUGGAAAAGCAUGAAUUCUCCGUCUCCAAACACGAAAGACAACAUCGACAGGCAGGCAGAUUGCGUCGCUCGUAAUGGUCCAGAGUUUGAGGAGGUCGUGAAGAGAAGGAACAAAAAAUUUGAUUUUUUGCAGCCACAUCAUCGCCACCACGCUUACUAUGUUUCGAGGAAAAAAAUGUUUAUUGAUAAAAUGCAGGAAACAAAAACUGCUGAAAACAAUAAAAUCGAAAUUGCAAAAUACAAUUUCACCAUAAAAUCAGCCAGCAAUCUAACUAAGCCUCCUUCGUGGGUUGAUGAUGACAAGAAUGGUGACGAAAGACGAAAAUUGGUGUUACUUACACCUCCAAGCAAAAGUGUUCCUGAAAACACAAAAAUAUGUGGAACAAAAAUAGAAAUGAAAAAAGUUCCACCUCCACGUUCACCUUCCAGAUCGAGAUCAAGUAGCUCAUCUACAAACACUUCACCUUCCAGGUCAAGAUAUUCUUCAUCUUCUAGAUCAAGAUCAAGAUCAAGCAGAAGAAAGUCUCGUCAUAGGUCAAGGUCGUGUACAAAAUCUAGAAGAAACUCAAGUUCUAGAUUAAGGUCCAAGUCACAGAACAGAGCCAGAAAAAGAUCCAGAUCUAGAAGUUCUGAAAAAAAUGGAUCAAGAAAAAAAUUCAAACGCUCUUCAUCUGACAAGAGAUCGCCAUCCCCAAAACGACACAGAUCAAGAUCGAGAAGAUCUUCAAAAACUCAAUCAAGAUCGAAUAGAAAAUUGAAAAGAAGAUCCUACGUUCCAGAUCUUGGUCCAAGUUAUGGACCCCUUCAAGUCGUGGCUGGUCAAACAGAGCUAGAAUACGAUAGAGAUUUAUGA
This is a messenger RNA of Helobdella robusta, 873 nucleotides long. RefSeq lists its product as hypothetical. The record is from RefSeq and is a predicted model, not a curated record. Gene Ontology annotation, molecular function: RNA binding. Gene Ontology annotation, biological process: RNA processing. The transcript is spliced from 3 exons. NCBI's taxonomy places the organism in Eukaryota, Metazoa, Annelida, Clitellata, Rhynchobdellida, Glossiphoniidae. Bases 1 to 873 code for a protein of 290 amino acids.